Trachymyrmex septentrionalis is the source of this 1180-nucleotide messenger RNA. RefSeq lists its product as uncharacterized. Gene Ontology annotation, molecular function: olfactory receptor activity; odorant binding. Gene Ontology annotation, biological process: detection of chemical stimulus involved in sensory perception of smell; sensory perception of smell. The record is from RefSeq and is a predicted model, not a curated record. The transcript is spliced from 8 exons. Gene Ontology annotation, cellular component: plasma membrane. The coding region runs from base 85 to 1167 and encodes 360 amino acids. Lineage: Eukaryota; Metazoa; Arthropoda; Insecta; Hymenoptera; Formicidae.
CGAACAAUGACAAUCCGUCAAUCGCACGCGUUAUCGUUGCCACUAGCCAGCUCGGGCAGAUAAUACUACGACGCAGGUAAAAACAUGUCAUACCGUCCGUCAUUUGCAGCAUUGACAACGAAAAUGUUUCCGCGGGAUCUGCUGCUGAUACUGCUGCUCACCUGCAUCCUUUACAGACACAGCUAUGCACAAGAAAUGAAGCAGACUAUAGCUUGCGUGCAAGGUGCUGCCCAGCUAUGUAUGAAUAUUUUUAUGGCGCUCUUAAUAUGGUUUACGUCAGCAAGACUUGAAAUACUCAUCGAAAAAUUGCAAAAAAUUACAAACAUUUCUGAAUUAAAGAAAUGUAUUCAAGAACAUCAAAAUCUAUUAAAAUAUGCGGAAGAAGUGACCAUUUUAAUUCGUCCUAUAGCAUUAUCAACUGUGAGCCUUAGUACUAUCGCACUAAUAAUAGUAGGCCUCAUUUUGUUAACCGAUCAGCCGUUGUCAAUGAAAAUCCAAUGCGUUGGUAUAAUGUUUAGUGGAUUAUCAGUGGUAUUCAUGUAUACGUGGCCAGCAGAACAUUUGAUUCAUAUAAGUGAUGAGAUUGGACAGGCAGUCUUUGAUACGGAAUGGUAUCAACAACCAGUCGCUCUAAGAAAGACUCUACAGAUAGUUAUGUUAAGGGCUCAAAAACCAAUAAUUAUCUCAGUACCAUGUGUUAUGCCCGCAUUAUCUUUAAAAUACUAUGCAUCGAGCAAUGACAUUGGUCAUGCUGGAUAUGAAUCGUCAUGGUACAGUAAAGAUAUAUCUUUACAGAAGAAUUUAUUACAUACUGUGUCGAGAUGUCAAUAUCCUGUAACUCUAACUGUGCCAUGUCUGCUACCGACUCUUUCACUUAAUUAUUAUGCUUCUAAACAACCAUUAACUGUAAAAACCCAAUUUUUUGGCGUUGCCGCAUCCGCAAUUGUAGAGGUUUUUAUCUGCGCAUGGCCAGCUGAUUAUUUAUUACGCACAAGUAAUGACAUUGGUUAUGCUGGAUAUGAAUCGUCGUGGUACAGUAAAGAUAUAUCUUUACAGAAGAAUUUGUUAUAUACUGUAUCGAGAUGUCAACAUCCUGUAACUCUAACUGUGCCAUGUCUGCUACCAACUCUUUCACUUAAUUAUUAUGCCUCUGUAAGUCUAUCUUAAAUUAGAAUAGUCA